Molecule: messenger RNA, 1361 nt
Organism: Saccostrea cuccullata (small rock oyster)
Lineage: Eukaryota; Metazoa; Mollusca; Bivalvia; Ostreida; Ostreidae
Product: galanin receptor type 1-like
Exons: 1
Coding region: 383-1354 (323 amino acids)
Biological process (GO): G protein-coupled receptor signaling pathway
Cellular component (GO): plasma membrane; neuron projection
Molecular function (GO): peptide binding; G protein-coupled receptor activity
Source: RefSeq, a predicted model, not a curated record
UCAUGUAAAGUUCAUCAUUAUAUAUAUAAAGAUCGUAACGUAAAAUCAAAAUAAACUUCAAUGUAACCUUAUACAUUUUAUACUAUACUUAAUCAUUCCAUGACCAGCGAAGGUGACACUUCUUUGUGUUCAGCGAUUCUACACUGAAUCUAAUUAUGUACAAAACUAAAACUUGAUCUUGAAUUCGUAUUUCUUUUCAUAUCCAAUCAAUGGCUUCUUUGCUCAGUAAAUAUUAAGUUCGAUAAAGGUUUUAGAGGACAAUUUUGUUUGCUUCCGAGAGACUUCCAUCAUCAAAAAAGUUCAUAUCUGUAAAGUUUCUGAGCGAGAUUUGUGAAAUUCCUUUUUAACAUUAUUGAUAUACACUGGAUUCAAGUUUUGAGAAAUGGAAAAUACAAGUUUUUCGCAAACUACCAUUUCCAUCGUUUCUAGGUUGGUAUUGACAACUCAAUCGCAAACAAUGAACAUAUCUUGUUCCUGGAAACUUCCAGCAGUAGAAUGGUUCAAAGUUCUAAUGUUAUCACUGGGAUUUAUCGGCAAUGGAUUAGCAUUUUGUGUCAUCUGUAAAAAUACAAAUCUGCAUAGCAAGAGUUUUGCCAUAAUUGCUGUUCUAGCGCUCUCUGAUGGUACCUAUUGUUUGGGAGGCGUGCUUUGGGGAUUGCUUUACUAUGCCUACAUGGAUCCAAGCAAUUUUCGUAAUCUUCAGAACUGUGUAGGAGAUUUCUCUUAUACAUACAUAAAAAACUUCAUAGCAUGUGUGAUGUCUGCUGCAUAUGUUGCCUCCGGUUUCUUUAUUGCGACCUUGUCUGUCUUUCGCUACAUGGUUAUCGCCCGUCCUUCGAAGUCCGACAGGAUCCUUAAAAAAGCCUCAGUCAUUUUUACGAUUAUCACAGUGUAUAUCCUCUCCAUUGUAAUUGCAGCCGUAAAGACGUUUUAUUCCGAUAAACAUAAGAAGAAAAUCAACAAAAUUCUAGAUUUUGUUCUUUCCUACCUGAUACCACUUAUGAUAAUGAUCGUAUUCCAUGUAAUAAAAAUUUCCAUUGUCAAAAGCGAGAAAACUGGCCGUUUGAACCCUUCGCUUAGAAAACUGGACCAGAUUUGCCUGGCAAUUAUUUUAACAUUUUUCAUCCUUCCCCUUCCAUGGCAUUUGUUGGCACUGCUUUACGAGUUUGGUGUAAUUGAUCCAGCUUACAUGGCAGUUACUAUAAGUGCUUUUUUGUUGCAGUUAAACAACUGCAUUAAUCCUAUAUUUUACGUUUUCUUGUCACGGCGUGUACGGCAGACCAUUUCUAGUUGUUUUUGUAGAAAAGAAAGUGCGGCCUCCCAAACAGGGCCAACAGAACUGAGCUCACUAUGACAUUGAA